Molecule: messenger RNA, 2966 nt
Organism: Argiope bruennichi
Lineage: Eukaryota; Metazoa; Arthropoda; Arachnida; Araneae; Araneidae
Product: speckle-type POZ protein-like
Exons: 1
Coding region: 63-1556 (497 amino acids)
Biological process (GO): proteasome-mediated ubiquitin-dependent protein catabolic process; regulation of proteolysis
Cellular component (GO): nucleus; cytoplasm
Molecular function (GO): ubiquitin protein ligase binding
Source: RefSeq, a predicted model, not a curated record
UUAGUCGUCAGAAUCAUCCGUUUCAAAGACGUUGAUUGGCGCUUCUGCAAACGUGAAUUAAAAUGGAAUGCAAAAAUAGCGGAAUAAAGUGUUUCACGUUUUUGUGGAAAUUAGAAAAUAUCAGCUACAGUUUGCAAAAGGUAGGAAGCAGAAUCGAAAGUCCGGCAUUUGUGGUGGAUGCAAUAGAAAAGACUAAGUGGAAAUUACGGUUGUAUCCCAGAGGUGACAGGGACGGAACCUUUAUUGGUUUUUUUCUUCACCGAGAAAAAGAUAGUAAGGGUGAAGACGAAAUAGAAAUAGAAUUUGAACUUGAUUUCAUCGGGAAGGAUGGUUCAAGUCUGAGGCUAACGCAGCCAACUAACUAUGCUUUUCCAAAAAGUAUAGGGUUUGGAUUCACCCGAGACGACGUGUGCAUUUCGAAACGGCUAAUUUUUCUACCAGACGAUACCCUGAAGGCUCAUUGCAGAAUAUGGAAAAUUUCUGGAGAGUUGUCAGAGGACAUCCAGUGCACCGCACUCACUCGCAUUGGAGUCGAGAAGCGAUCCUUGAAGUGGAUUGUAAAAAACUUCAGCACUCUUGAAGUAGGAAAAAAAUGCAACCUUCAAAUCAAAUCUAUACAGGAUGAUGUUCCUUUAUUGUCUGUUGAUCUUUCUUUAACUGAAGGAUUAAAUUCGGAUGAAAAUAUCACUUUUGAAUUGUUUCUUCUAGAUCGAACUAUUAAAUUUUCCACUUUAAGAGUGUUUCUUAUAGAUAGUUCGGGGAGCAAGGUGGAAUGCAACCAAGAAGAAAUUUGGUUUGAUGAUCCAGCUCAAUGCAAGCAGCUUACUUGCUCUUUUACAAAUAAGAAAUUAUUAGAGGAAAAAAACAAGUAUCUGCCGGAAGACACUUUGUCCUUGUUUUGGGAAUUUGCUUUUUCUAAAGGAGUCGUAUCAGAAGAAAUUGUAGAAGAUGAGCACGGAUGUAUCUGUCCCGAAGUCAAAAUUUCUGAUGUUCGAAAUAUUAACAACGACAAAACUAUUCUUCUAACUGUUCUGGCUGACAACUUGAAAACCGUGUACAACGAGAAUUUUCUUUCCGACGUCAAACUGAAAACGAAUCACAGCGUGUUUCCUGCCCAUAAACUCAUUCUCAGUGCUGCUUCUUCCGUGUUUAAAGCAAUGUUUUCAAGAGAUAUGAAAGAAAGGGACGGCGAUUGUGUCACUAUCGAAGACGUGAGCGACGAUACUAUGAGUCGAAUGCUACUCUUCAUCUAUACCACACGCGUAGAAGAUUUAACUUGGGAGAGUGCUUCGGAUUUGUAUGUAGCUGCUGACAAAUAUGCUAUCUUGAGUUUAAAGAAUGUUUGCUCCUCUUACAUGAAAGACAAUCUCUCUCCCAGUAACGCUUGUAAAAUCUUGUUGCUGUCUGAACUGCAUACUGACAGCGAUUUAAAAUCUAUUGUGCAAGAUUACAUAUUGAAACAUGGUAAACAGAUAACCAGAUCUGAUGAAUGGAAAGCUUUGAUUCAAAUCAACGCGAAGCUAGCUGCAGAAACCUUGUGUCUCCUUUUCAAGUGAUAUUUAAGAUAUAUAUAUAUAUAUAUAAUUUUUUAUUUUCUUCCACAGUUUUAAUUUUUGUGUAUAAUUAUAAAAUUUUGUGUCCUAUGAAUGUUGUUUUAAAAUAUUAACAUUAUUUUUAAGUUGAGUAAUAAUUUUGAAAUCUAAUAUUCUGAAAUAUAAAGAUAAUCUCUGGCAUCUUAACUUAUUAAAUAUAUACUAUUAUUUCAAAAAAGUUUUAGUUAUUAUUAUUCAAAUUUUAUAAUAAUAAAUAUAAAUGUUAAUGAAUUAUUGAAAAAGACAAAGAUUAUUAAUGUUACUUCUUUGAGAUUAUUGUCUUUGUUUAUUAUGCUCAAAAUUCCUAUACAUGUUAAAUGUUACUGCAUUUGGUUAUUUUGUAGAACAACUGUUAAAGUAUGUGUUAGUAAGUUUAGGUGAAGCAGAACUAGAACUUUUUCCAUUUUGGUUUCUCGCCAAGAAGGAAACAAUUCUAGCCAAAGCAGUUAAAACUCACCAAACGAAGUAAUAUAAUAGCUUAUAGCUUUAAAAAUAUAUGGCCACAUCUGGCUGCUUAUCCUCUUAAAAAAUGUGGCGCCGUUCAUCUCCAUGUAAUUGUUUUUCCAGUACAGCCACUAUAAUGUUUGUAAUUGUCACAUACUCAUUUUUUCCCCUAUCAUUUUUCAGCCGGAACUUAACUGAAUGCCUUUAUAUUUCUCGCUCUCUGUGUCAUACUUUCAUUUUUUCUAGUUGCCGUCUAUUUUAAAUUGAUUUUCUACGUUUUUUUUCCAAUUUGUUCUAAAUUAAUUAUUAAUUAGUAUACGUUCUAUCAAAAAAUUAUUUAUUAUUGAAGAAUGUUCCUUGAAGAUUUUAGAAUCAAUAAUCUUAAUUUCUAAUAAUUGAGAUUUUUCUCAUUCAUCUUAAUUUUUAAUUAGAUUUUCCUUUUCUAAAUAAAGUUAUUAUUUUGUCACUCAAAUAUUUGUUUUGCAAGACAAUCAAAGCCUACUGUAGGGGUGGAAAAUUCUGACAUCUCUGGAGUACCAAAAACAGAGGGGGCAUUCUAAUUAUGAGUGAGACAAAAAUAUUGAUAUGUUAAAAAAACCACAAUUAAUCGAAAUUUAUACUAAUAGAUUUUCCUGUUCCACUAAAAAUUAACAAUUCGUAUUUGUAUUCUGUAUAUCUAAAAGUAAAAUAUAUGUACAAUCCUUAAUUAUGUAGAAAGCAACAAUAAAAGAGAAGUAUGUUUAAUGAAAUAAUCAAGAAUGCUAUAUCCAUAAAUUAUAUACAUAAGCAUAAUGGUGAUAAAUAUUUUAUUAAUCCAAUAAUGUUGUUUAUUGAAUCAAUAAAAGGGUGCAUCAAAUUUGAUUAUACUCGAUAGGUAUGAAUUCAGUAUAGAUAUAUUUUUAUUUCAUGAAAAUAAUUAUUUUGUUUCCA